Molecule: messenger RNA, 5759 nt
Organism: Pleuronectes platessa (European plaice)
Lineage: Eukaryota; Metazoa; Chordata; Actinopteri; Pleuronectiformes; Pleuronectidae
Gene: vash2
Product: vasohibin 2
Exons: 9
Coding region: 794-1906 (370 amino acids)
Biological process (GO): regulation of angiogenesis
Cellular component (GO): cytoplasm
Source: RefSeq, a predicted model, not a curated record
GAGAGAAGCAGGAGGCGGCGGCAGGGAGCGACCCGUCCCGGUGAUUCCUCCAUGGAGAGACUCGUCCUGUUAUCCCUCCACGGGACAGAGACUCGGGAACAGAAGCCGAAGCUGACACCGAGGCGCCGGACACGGUGCUGACCGCCGCAGAGCUCCUGUCCCCGGCCUGGACCGGUGGGAGGUAACGGCCCCGGAGAUAGCACCGUUAGCAAGCUCGCCAAAGAAAACCGGCAGCACUUCCGGGUUUGAUUUUCAAACAGUAAACAAGCCUCCACCGGGAACUGGAUUCUAAUAGUUGAUGUUUCUGUGGAAAUGCAUCUGAAUCCCCCACAAACAAAGACGUGACGCGAUCAUCAGUUUGCGGCAUGGGCUAACUUUGUAAAUAUGCAUCCCCGACCAACAGGAUGCCUUUAUUCUGAAGGGCAUCCGACUGUGUUUCCGCUCUGACCGGCUAUUAACUCCCGCUAACUUGACCCAGAGAAGAAGAAGAGGUGAAGUUGCGAAGGCUCGGACCAAAACAAGACUUCUCAUCUGGAGAGGGACAACGGCGCCUCGUCAUGAAUGGAACCUGACUCGUCUCCUCGCGUGGUCUCUGGGUCGAGCGCCCGUUAAACCGGAGCCACCGCUGUUACCGUGACAUCGGAGCCCCGGUUUAAAACACGAUUUGCCAUCGAAGAUCAAAAUGAACUGUCCGUCACCGACAAAUGAGGCGAAGCUCUCGUAGCUGGAGGAGGAUUCCCUGCCCUGACUUUCCCUCCUCCUCCUCCUCCUCCUCCUCCUCCUCCUGGGAUCAAUGACAGGACCCAACUCCCCGAGCCGGGCCGGCACUUCCUCGGCCAAAUUGAGCAGGCACGGCCGGUCAAAGAGCUCGAGCUCGCACUGCCUCCUCCGCUGCAGCACCCAAGAGCAAUCCUCCGCCUCUCCCCCAAAUAACAGUUCCCGAUCCCCUGGGGAGGAAGAGGAGAAGGAUGGAGGAGUUCUUUUCUAUGUCAACCGGACUGGUUUCCCCAUCGAAAGCAUCACCUGGGAGAGGAUGUGGUCCCAUGUGGCUGCUGUGCACCCUGAUGGUCAGGAGAUGGUGGACAGGAUACAAAAUGCUGCAUAUCUUCCCAGGCAUCCUGUUCCUUCAGUCCCGACCUUCAAACCGUCCAUGUCUGUCCCCGACUGGCUGGUGUCCGUCCAGAACUACAUGAAGGCCCUGCAAUACAACCAUACAGGAACACAGUUCUUUGAAAUCAAGAAGAGCCGUCCACUGUGCGGGUUAAUGGAGACAGCGAGAGAGAUGAUCAGGGAGUCUCUGCCAAUCAAAUGCCUUGAAGCCGUUAUCCUGGGAAUCUACCUGACCAACGGGCUGACGUCUCUGGAGCGUUUCCCCAUCAGCUUCAAGACUCAGUUCUCAGGCCACUGCUUCCACCACGUUGUUCUGGGCGUCUACUGCAACGGUCGCUAUGGAUCGCUGGGCAUGAGCCGCCGCCAGGACCUGAUGGACAAACCGCUCACCCACCGGACGCUGGGGGAACUGGUGGCCGAGUUUGAGAGCUCCUACAAGAGAUACCAGCACACUCUGAAGAAGGUGAAGAUCGGCCUGUAUGUGCCUCACGACCCCCACGUCUUCCAGCCAAUAGAAUGGAAGCAUUUGGUCCUGAAUGCCGCCAGACUGGGAGCUCAGGAGAUGAGGAAGGAGCUGGAGAAACACGGUCGAGACAUGAGGAUGAAGAUCCUGAAAUCCUCCAGCGCCCAAUCACCAAUCAAAGAGCGGAGCCGGGGGAAGUCCUUAUCACCGCGGCGAAGGCAGAGCAGUCCCCAGCGGCGCUUCGCUCAGCGCAGAGACAAAUCGCCAGCCUGCGUGGAGAGGAAACCUCCGGAGCUCAGCACCCUCAGCGACGGCUACCAGAUCCGCAUCUGAGCCCCUCCGUCCCCGUCCGAGACGUCCUCAGCCCCCCCCGCAUCCGUCCACACGUCUCAACCUCCCCGAUCCUAAAGACUCUACCAGCCGCCGGCGCUUUAGGUGGACGAGACACUGCAGCUCUGACAAAGGUGGACGAUGAACAAAAGUGCUUUCUGGGCUUUCAGAGGAGGAACUUCUUUGAAGCUGCGACUCGGAGAGAAAAGAUUAUUUUAUAUUUCAAGAAGAGUUUGGUUGCCUGUUCCGUCGACGUGGAUCCACGAGCAGCGGCAGCUUCUUCUUAUGUUUUUACACACUCAAACUCGGAUGUAGAAGCUCAGCGGAUGAAUUAUCUCUAAAUCUCCAACAUUCAGUCCAGAAAUCGAAGGUUGAGAGCCUGAAAUUCACAUCAAUAAACCAUCAUAUCAUCUCUGUCGCCCCCUCAGAGGUCGAUAUUAUACGUUUUCCUCAAGCUGCCAUGUUGGAGGAGUCAACAUAAAGAUGUUCCGCUGCACGAAACUCAAUUAAAAUAUAUUAAUAGACUUAACUUAAUGUUAAAGGGGAAAAUAACUUAUCCGUCCAUCUGCCGGUGCUUCACAUACCUCGAGAACCGUUCAUCUGAUCAUCUCCACACGGCUCUCGAGUGUUGUUCAGUGAAGUGCAGUGUGGGAUUUGAUGCGUUCCAUAUCGGCGGCUGGUACACGACAGGAAUGUGUCGACGGAUUCACCAGUUCAGGGUUCUACGUGCUGAGCUCGGUUUCAGAGCACAAGUCUAUGCCUGAGAAUCAAUGCGAUGACUCAACACAGGUUUUUCAUCAUUUCUCCAACAUGUCGGUGUUCAUAGAGGAAAGAGGAGGUUCCCACGCUACUCUCUCCUGUUCAUCUACUGCAGCACCUUGAUUAGUUGCACUUUGGCUUUCUCAAAAGCUUUUCAAUCGUCCAUGGUUUGAAAAAGAUGAGUAAGUUCGACUCCCACAUGCAGAUUUCCAUCGAUCUGAGUGGACGAGUUUAGAAAAAGGAACUCGUUCAAUAAGGACAAUCAAAGAGGCAGAGUCGAUAGAGUUUCAGAAAGAAGAAAAGAUGAGAGAGAGAGGAUCAUUAGAGCACUGCGGCAAACCUCCCUCUCCCUCUCUCUCUCCCUCUCCCUCGCUUCCUCUUCUCAUCUGGAUACGUAACCACAGCUGGAAAAUAACAUGACUGAGAUUUGUCUUUUUUUUUAAUCUCCACUCUGAAGAUUGUGGUUUAGAGUCGAAGGAUUCGACCGUAAAUCUGCAGCACGAAGGUGAAAAUCAGCUCGGUGAAUCAUCUCCGGUACCAAGUGGCCUGUGAGAGUCCGUUCAGUUCAGUUCACGCUCGUUAAUUUCGUAUAAAUCAAAAUCAAAUCUGAAUCAGUUUCUCUGGAUUCUCCUGUUGAGGCCUUUGAAGAAUCAAAGCUCGAAAUCAGUUCGACAUUCACGGAUGAUUUUAACCCGUCUGACACAAACAACGACACAAUAUCACAAAGAAGUGCUCAUCACACAACACAGAAAGCUGAAUUUAAAACAUACUCAUACUGUACUUGGACAUUUUGUUAUACUUUGUACUACAUACUGUAUUAUAUACAUAUGCAACGUUUACUUUUUUGUUCUAUCUGCAGAAUGUUCUGUAAAGUUUUCAGUCUGAGAACUGUCAGCUUCUAUUCAACAGAUCUAUACGGCACGUGAGAGCUCCUCAAAGGUGAAGCCAAAGCUCUCGAUUGCCACCUGGUGGCUGGGUGCAUUAUAGUUCAAAACCCCCACCUCCUCCAUGUUAGCAGUUGGGCCAAGGUAGAAAUGUUGGCUUGACAACCACAUCCCGCACUGCUGUCCCCUGACCAGCUGUCCUCACAGAAUGAAGGGGCUUGAUGCCUUGCUCAUGGGCCUCUUCAGGGAAGCUAUGCCAACUUUUUAACUCCAGCAUAACUCAGUAGAGCUCAAACCUUCGCCAAGGCCCAACAGUCCCUUCAAUUAAAUUAAACUGCACCAACAUCCUGGAUCCGCCUCCUGAUCCAGAUCAGCACCAGAUUUUAAUUGGUUCUUUCCUGACUGACAUCAGAUCCUUCCAUCAAAUAUUGUCGACCUCCAUUCUUUAGUUUUUGUGAAAUCUUGUACACAAACAUACGAAUCCACAAACAGACAGGGGUGAAAAAUAGAAGGUUAGCUCAGUGUGCUUGGUUCUCUCGUGACAAAGAACAAAAAUCCAAGUCUUCCUCACUUCAAACAAAGUGUUUGUGGCUCAAAGAGGCAAAAACAAACCACAUUUUCAAACAUCUGUACAGAAAUUAUUCUCCGUCACUAAGAUUAACUCUUCUCUCCACAGUUUAUAAAAUAACUCGGAGUUUCCUCUCGCUCUGUGCAGCCUGAGCCACGAUCACUGAUUCAAGGUGCUGUUAGCAAAGAGCGGAAUAUCUUUCACAUUUGUGAUGUUUGACCAGCAGAGGACCAGAGCACAAAGCAACCAGCUCCACGGGAUCAUAUUUGUACUGUAAAUUAUCUACAAAGGCUUAAUGAGGUUAGAAUCGGAGGAAAAGCACAAAGCUGCUUCCGAGUUGUUCUUCUCGCUUCGGUUGUCAACAAACAAAAGUGUGGACUGGGAAUGUUUCUCGGCCUGGAGAACUUUUUUAAAGAAUGGAACCUUUUCUAACGGACUCGUGUUUUACCAUCUGAGAUUCCAAAGUUUCCUAAACUUCACUAAUGUCUCUCGAUGCACAAAUAUGAGCAUGAAGACAAACAAGGACUCGACCGCUCAGUGGGGACACAGACAAUGAAACACUCGAUGUAGCAACAGUUUUUAAUUUAACUCUGGAAUAGAAACGUCUGCGAUUGACAAUUUAUCUUAUUGAAUGUUUCCUUUUUGUUUUUCUUCAUCAGAUUGUGGUUGAAAAACGUAACUUUUGGGAUUUCUUUUCAUUGAUUGUAAAUUUAGAUUUUGAAUGAGAAGCAAGAAUUCAAAAAAAGGAAAGAAAAAACACCUUGUAUUUGUAGCAGGUUGUUUUUUUAAUCUUUUUGAAGGCCUUUGUUUCCGAAGUGCUGAAUCGUGUUUCUCAGCUCCGUCCUAAACUCACUGAUCUGUGAUGAACUCAAAUCUUUGGUGAUUUUUUUUGAAAAUAUUAACUGAACACAAACAUCUCAAAUCUCCUUUUCAAUAAUACAGAUUAAAAAUGUAAAUAAUAUCCAACGUUAUGUCCAAAUCUUCAAGGUUGUUGAUCAAAUCCAGAAAUCGAAUGGAAGCAACAAAAAAAGUCACAAAUACAAUUUCAUAUUUUUUAUUUAUGCAGCUUUGAAUUAGAAAAAUAUAUUUUUGUUUCCGUUAAAGCUGAACCAAAUUCAGAGCAACAUGUAGUCAGUAUUUGAAUAAAACUUCCAGUGCCUCCGCAGUGCUGCUCCCAUGUGUUUAUUUGAUGUUUUGACUUUGCUGUGUAGUUUGGAGGAUUUGUGCCCGUGUGCAUCGUGUGAUCCUUUCACGCAGCCUUUAUUUGGCACUGAACAAAGUCAAAGCUUUUUCUUAAAGUUCGCAAACUGACUUUUCCUCUUGUUUUCUUCUUCAGAUUUGAUUCUGUAGUUUUGGUUUGCCUUCUUCUCGCCUGUUGUGUUACAAUUGUUCUGCGAGGAACAAAAAAGGGACAGGCGGCCUUCCGUCAAACUCUUGAGAAAUGUAAUGAGGUGGGCUAGUGGCGCUCUGUGGGAAUCGAACCCUAAACCUCUGGAACAGUAUUGAGCUCAUUAGGGCUGUUGAGUGUGUUGAACUUUCAUGUGGUUUCCACCCGAUUCGAUAUAACUAUCUUUACUCUGUUACAGUUUCAGCUGUUUUUAUCAACAACAGUAGCAGCAUGUGAAUAAAUGAUCUAUGUUUCUAA